Messenger RNA from Plectropomus leopardus (leopard coralgrouper), 1418 nucleotides. It is a transcript of the gene scoca, whose product is annotated as short coiled-coil protein a. The record is from RefSeq and is a predicted model, not a curated record. NCBI's taxonomy places the organism in Eukaryota, Metazoa, Chordata, Actinopteri, Perciformes, Serranidae. Gene Ontology annotation, cellular component: trans-Golgi network.
AGACGAAACAAGAGCAAAGUUGAAACAAAGACAAAGAGAAAGCUCUGACACUAACGAAUGAGUCUGUGAGAUCAAAACAAUAAGGAAACCAUGCUGGAGGAAGGAAAGGAGACUCAGGACUUUGAGGCCGAGGACAAUGAGGACGAUGGGACGUUCACCAACAUCUCUCUGGCAGAUGAUACAGUGGCCAGUGGAUCUGCAGCCCUGUACACGAAACAGGAGAACAAACUAUUCAUCAUGAACUGCGACAUAGACGGAGACAUGGAGAACCAGGUGGAGAUGGAGGAGAAGACGCGGUUAAUAAAUCAAGUUUUGGAACUUCAGCACACACUGGAAGACCUGUCGGCGCGGGUCGACGCAGUCAAGGAGGAGAACCUCAAGUUAAAGUCUGAGAACCAGGUUCUCGGUCAGUACAUCGAGAACCUCAUGUCCGCCUCAAGCGUCUUCCAGACCACCGACACCAAGAGCAAACGGAAGUGAGGCACACCUCCGAAAAACACCUCAAGUCCCGGGCCGGCCGCUGGGAGAGGAGAGCCGCCACGGAGACAUGGAGAGGGCUUUGUUUUCUCAGCAGACCUGGGCGCUUUCUGUUAACCUACCCGAGUCCAAACUAACUAUUUAAAACUCCAAAACUGACUGUCCACCGUCCUGCUGCCUUGGAAAUAGAUCAUUUAAUGUUAGUGCUGCCCGGGUGUGUUCUGCAGCAGCUUCUCCUCACUGCAGACCAGGUAGAUGUCACCCUUUAAUCACCAACACUAAAACAGGAGCAGGUCGUGUGUACGAGCUGGUUAAAGGUCUUUGGACCUUGAAUUUCCUCUUAAUACUCUCCGUCAGAAUAGUAUCUGUAAAUUCUUAGCUCUAGUUUACCUGCUUGGUUUUCAGUUUGAGGACUGCUCUGAUUUUCUGUGGUUUUCCCAACGACAGCGUUCCCGUCUGAUCCCGAACCACAAACCAUCCGCAUUACAAACACUGUUUGACCGUGAAGCUCAGCUCAACACUGCUUUAUAUAAUUAUUUAUUUUUUUGAAAUGUUUUCUACGUCAGCCAGAGUUUUUUAGUAAGUCUUGGAUGUCAUCAUGUCUGUGAAGCACGACUACUCCUCCAUUUACAAGCUGGCAAACUCGACAGUAUUACUGACAAACAAAUGUAUUUUCAUCGCAUGUAUCAGUCGUUUUAGUUUAAAAGAUGAGUAUGACAUGUCUCUGAAUCGAUCAGUAAAUUACAGACUGUAUAAAGCUACUCAGAAUUUUUUAACAGGUGGAGACUAGAAAACUAAAUGCACUAUGAGAGCUCAGUAACAAUGCAGCUACAAGCACAGAGAAACUAAAAGUUGUGUUAACUCCAUAAAAGUGUCAAUCUCAACUAACUUCAGAGAUGUUUUUUUGCAAGUGGUUAAAUUAAUAAAUUCCAAUGAUAUAA